UUUUGUUCCUGGGAGCGUGCGUCACGCGCGAGUCUUUCCGUCUGUUGUAGGGGAAAAAUGGAGCGCGAGGACAUUUUAUGUUAAACUCCCUUCGGCUGCAUCUUAACGAGGCGACAUUCCCGGUAACUUGCUCUCAGUCAGUUUCUAUGGAAACCAGAUUUACUAAUAACGGAAUGCCGUGUCAGAAUCAGCAGGGGAACGAUGAGAGCCACGAGCUGGAGCACGCGGCCAAGCCCAGCAGCAGUGUCAAGCAGGUCGCGUGCCAAGAGGACGGCGCCCCGGCCGAAAUCCAGCAGAUCGGACCUCAGCUGAAGCUCGUGCCGUUAAACGACCAAAUCCGCGAGCUGCAGACCAUCAUCCGGGACAAAUCCACUAGUAGGGGCGAUUUUGUGUUUUGUGCCGACAGACUGAUAAGGCUGGUGGUUGAAGAGGGACUCAAUCAGCUCCCGUACAGCGAGUGCACUGUAACCACGCCAACAGGGCACAAGUAUGAUGGCGUGAAGUUCGAGAAGGGCAACUGUGGUGUGAGCAUCAUGCGUAGUGGCGAGGCAAUGGAGCAGGGUCUGAGGGAUUGCUGUAGGUCGAUCCGCAUUGGUAAGAUUUUGAUCCAGAGUGACGAGGAGACUCAGAAAGCCAAAGUUUACUACGCCAAGUUCCCCCCUGACAUCAGCCGCAGGAAGGUGCUGCUCAUGUAUCCUAUACUCAGUACAGGUAACACAGUGAUUGAGGCAGUGAGGGUGCUAAGAGAACAUGGUUUGCAAGCCAAACACAUCAUUCUGCUUAGCCUGUUCUCUACUCCACAUGGUGCGAGGUCUAUAGUUGAGGAGUUUCCUGACAUCACCAUACUAACGACUGAAGUUCACUCAGUGGCACCAACACACUUUGGCCAGAGAUACUUUGGCACAGACUGACUGGCAGAGGCAGCUAAUCUGGUUCGAGUCUCUUCUGCCACUCAGUCAAUCAGGAACCGCGUUCUCCGUCUGAUGGAGCUUCUUAUUCACGCGCCACAUAACCCCUCACUUGUCUGAUUGGGCCAUCUUAAAUGUAUGUGAAACUCUGGUAAAUAUUUGCUGAGGUUUGGCCUUUGAUUCCCAGAAGUGUGUGGUGUUCUAGAAUGUUCUUGAAUGUUCUAGAGCUCAGAAGCCACACAUUCCAGCUGUCAUACAUGCUCUGUCCCACUGGAUGUUUCUAAAGGUCAAAAGAAAAGAAAACAUUAAAUCAAAAUAUUUUGAUUACACA
Messenger RNA from Electrophorus electricus (electric eel), 1239 nucleotides. It is a transcript of the gene uprt, whose product is annotated as uracil phosphoribosyltransferase (FUR1) homolog (S. cerevisiae). The record is from RefSeq and is a predicted model, not a curated record. NCBI's taxonomy places the organism in Eukaryota, Metazoa, Chordata, Actinopteri, Gymnotiformes, Gymnotidae.